AUUGACAUUUUCCAUGCACUAAAAUCCCUAAAUUUUUGACACAUAACCUCAAACAAGAGACAAAAAUUUGCAAAAUACGAAAAAAUGACCGGUUUCAAUGGAUUCUUUCGGAAAUUAUACUACGACGACAUCGACGGGAGCACCAGACGUGGCCCCGCAUCGUGAUUACAAAUUCCUUAUCGUUCCUUUGGUAGUGGUGUUUCUCAUUCUUUUACUGUCGGCCCUUGUCUAUUUAAUGGCCCGAAGGAAACGACGACUAGACCGUUUGCGACACAGUCUUAUGGUGUUGUACGAAUUUGAUUCAAAUGAACAUGAAUGGGAAUCUUUAAACAGUUCAGACAAUCCCAAUUACACCCAAAUCAACAACACUGCUGUCUAGAAAAUGUUUAUUAAUCAACAGUAUUUGAGUCAGUAUCGCUAUUAAAAUAAUCCUUGAACGUCUUUUCAAAUAAAUCGUUUUCAAUCAUCUCACUCACAAAAAAGCUACAAUCAACAUUUUCAUUCAACUUCAGUCCAAGUUUUUCCAAAUUUUGUGGCACAUAAGUGGGCAAAUCCCUUCUAAUUAUGUCGUCUACGAUUUCAGACACUUGUAAGUCAUCCUCAUCGCCAAAAUUCGACUGGUUGAGGUCAAAAGACACAUCUGGGGCCACCUUUUUCGGAGUUGAAGCCUUGCACAAGAAGGCAUCUAACGUGUGGAUGUGAUUAUUUUUCGUUUUCUUCUUCACUGGUGAUUGUGUCGUGAUUGAAAUGUUUUGCAACAAGUCAUCAAUUUCAUCAAUUGCAGAUUUCUUCUUUUUCCUUGAUUUAGGUUUCUUCACUUCAAAUUCACGCACCAAGUACGGGAAGGCUUUUUCUACUAGAUUUUGGGGCUCCACAGUAGACCACAACUUUUCCAAAUCCCCGAAUUGUUCCAACUGUUCCUCAGGGAUCAAGUCACUAAAGUGAUUUAAUUUAUCUUCCCAGACUAUUUCGUAACUGAGGAUUCCUGCAAAAAGAGUCGUAUUUAUUUGUUUUUCUAGUGAUUUUUGCACCUUUGAGGGUCCUUCGUUUUUUGAUAAAUUUUGGUGAAACAACUCCUCCUGUCUUGUCACUGAUUUCGUCAAAAUGUAACAACUGCCACCUGGUCAAAAUGGGGAAAAAUUUUUCAAAACUGUAAAUCUCCUCCCAAGUCAGGUAUUUGACUGUAAAUUUCUUUCAAAAAAUUAUUUUGAUUUUUUUGUGAUUUUAACCAACUCACAAUGAAGUUGACCAAAUCUGGCCUACGCCACUUCAAGUUUAGUUUAGAAAUUUUGCUUUUCUCACUCAGAAACUCAUUAAUUAAAUUCUCAUCUGGGAAAUUGGGAUCAAUCAAGGCUUUGCUCCUCAUAUUUAACUCAUUUUUGAUUUCAAGUCUUUCAUUUUUAAAACCAGAAUCGCAACCUUGAUUUGUCUUGCACACAAUACAGCCUUGAAAAAAAUAAAUUAUUUAAUUGUUUU
Tribolium madens (black flour beetle) is the source of this 1476-nucleotide messenger RNA. RefSeq lists its product as uncharacterized. The record is from RefSeq and is a predicted model, not a curated record. Bases 98 to 379 code for a protein of 93 amino acids. Lineage: Eukaryota; Metazoa; Arthropoda; Insecta; Coleoptera; Tenebrionidae. The transcript has 2 exons.